CCUACAACUGGUGUCCUGUACAAAGAGGAUAACUACAUUAUAAUGACCACUGUGGAUAAAGAAAAAUAUAAAUGUAUACUUCCGCUGAUAGCAAGCGGCAAUGAGGAAGAAGAAAAGGACUAUAAAGGUCCCACUCCAGGAGAAUUGUUGGAACCUCUUUUUAAGCAAAGUAGCUGUUCAUAUAGAAUUGAAUCUUACUGGACUUAUGAGGUCUGCCAUGGAAAACACAUCCGUCAAUAUCACGAGGAGAAGGAAACGGGACAGAAAAUUAACAUCCAAGAAUACUAUCUGGGGAAUAUGAUGAUAAAGAACCCAUUAUCGGAACCAGAUCAAGAAGAGAAGGAAAAUCCAAAAGAGAGUGCAAAAGAGAUACCUACAAAAAAUAUAGAAGGGCAGAUGACCCCAUACUAUCCUGUAGAAAUGGGAAAUGGCACGCCUUGUAGCUUGAGACAAAACCUACCCAGAUCAAGUACAGUGAUGUACAUCUGUCAUCCAGAGGCUAAACAUGAGAUUCUUUCAGUAGCAGAAGUUACAACCUGUGAAUAUGAAGUGGUUAUAUUGACACCUCUGUUAUGCAACCAUCCUAAAUAUAGGUUCAGGGCUUCCCCUGUGAAUGACAUCUUUUGCCAGUCCCUGCCAGGAUCCCCACUUAAACCCCAUAAUCUGGAACAGCUGGAGAAACAGCAGGAAAUGAUGAAGAUGCCUUUUAGGAGGGUUAAGGAGGAAGAAAUGCAUUCAACAAAAGAAGAGAGAUUUUCUUCCAUUCAUAAGCCCGUUGCUGUUGGAAGCCAUCAACUAUUAACUGUGGGAACAACCCACAUCUCCAAAUUGACCGAUGACCAACUCAUAAAGGAAUUUCUUAGUGGUUCCUACUGCUUCCAUGGGGGUGUUGGUUGGUGGAAGUAUGAAUUCUGCUAUGGCAAAUAUGUUCAUCAGUAUCAUGAGGAUAAAGAAAGUGGCAAGACUUCAGUGGUUGUGGGUACCUGGAGCAAGGAGGAACACAUUGAGUGGUCCAGGAAGAAUGCUGCUAGAACCUACUACCUUAGAGAAGACGGCACCCAGACAGUUAG
This is a messenger RNA of Phaethon lepturus (White-tailed tropicbird), 1070 nucleotides long. It is a transcript of the gene ERLEC1, whose product is annotated as endoplasmic reticulum lectin 1. The record is from RefSeq and is a predicted model, not a curated record. The annotation marks the transcript as partial. Gene Ontology annotation, biological process: endoplasmic reticulum unfolded protein response; retrograde protein transport, ER to cytosol. Gene Ontology annotation, cellular component: endoplasmic reticulum lumen. The transcript is spliced from 10 exons. Lineage: Eukaryota; Metazoa; Chordata; Aves; Phaethontiformes; Phaethontidae.